CUCACCGAGUUGUGAACCAUACAGAUACAGGAGAAACAGAAAAUACACGGGUUAUUGAAAAAGCAUAAAUUUAAAGAAAGGAACGGCAAAUAUAAAGUUUUAUUGUUUUUUUUAUCAUCGCACAAUAUAACACUCUAUAUACCUCUACAAGAUACAAGGAUAACCAUCAUCAGUUCAAAACUAUUUAAUAAGGUGCUAAGAAUACUAAAAGAAUCACUCGACUAAGAAACCUCAAGAAACACGAACGUGUCUUACAAAAAUCAUAAGAACACUUUUUCAAGUGGAUGUUUUUUUCUGUUCUAAUUUUCGUAAAUUAAUAUUGUUCAUUGUUUUAAUAUUAUUAAAAACUGUGCAACGAAAAUACCUCAACUUCAUCAACUAUAUACUACCUCAUACCGUAAAUAAGCUAAAAAGGAUUUUUUAAAGCGAAAUUUACUUCCUAAGUGUUAAUUUUAGUGCAAGAAAUAAUCUACCUCAAUUUAAGUACAAAACAAAAAUAAAAAACAAUUUUAUUACAUAAACCAAAAUUAUUAAAAAGCGAUGUCAGAAAAGAGUUGCCACUGGGAUUAAACAUUUAACUCCGAUUCUUUGCUUUAGUGUUGUGAAAUAUAAAAUAAAGUUUAGUUUCGAUCAAAAAUAACGGAAGAACCAUAUUUCAAAUAUUAGAAGAACAUUCACGGACCAUCAUCACAUCGACUAUGGCUUUGUCACUUCUACAGGACGCGCAAACAAGAGGAUUAGCCGCCGCCCUAGCAGGAAUAAAACGUGAAGAAGUCGAUAGUCUAUCUAUGUCACCGCCAAUGUCUGGAAGUAAUACAUCAGCCAUGUACCAUCAGAGUGGUCAAGCUAUGCAUGCCGCAGCAGCUUCAGCAUUCGGGAUGCUUUCGCCACAAUUAUUGGCUGCAAAUCGGUCAGCAGCGGCAGCUUUUAUGGCUGCACAGUUGCCGAUGUCAACACUAGCCUCCACACUGUUUCCUCAUCAUCCAGCUUUAUUUGGGGCCUGGCCACCAGCAUCGUCAGCAAACCUGCCUUUAGGACCACAUUCUCCACCCGCCAGCCCAAUUUCACCGCCUAUGAUGCAAAAAUCAUCGAAUUCCAUUGCCAAUCUUAUGCAGUCACCAACAAGUACUGGCGGAAACACUGAAGUUUCGCAAAAGAAGUCGAGGAAGAUUUCCGUGAAAAAGGAAUUUCAAUCCCCACCCGGCUCAAUGGAUAUUGGGGGCAACGGAGAAAUGUAUCACAGUCCAAAUGGUCCCAUCUCCCCACCGUCUAGUGGGUCAUCACCAAAUUCAACAAAUGAUGGGCCUGUUGCGUGCAAAGAUCCUUCCCGUGAUAAAAGCUUCACUUGCAAAAUCUGCAGUCGAUCAUUUGGAUACAAACACGUUCUACAAAACCACGAACGUACUCAUACCGGUGAGAAGCCGUUUGAGUGUCCUGAGUGCCAUAAACGUUUCACCAGGGAUCAUCAUCUUAAAACCCACAUGCGUUUACAUACUGGAGAAAAGCCUUACCACUGUAGCCACUGUGAUAGGCAAUUUGUGCAGGUUGCAAACUUGAGGCGUCACUUAAGAGUGCAUACAGGAGAGCGACCUUACAAUUGUGACAUUUGCGAUGGUCGCUUCAGCGACUCAAACCAGCUAAAGUCCCAUAUGCUUAUACACAACGGAGAGAAGCCUUUCGAAUGCGAACGCUGCCACAUGAAAUUCCGUCGGCGACACCAUCUCAUGCAUCAUAAGUGUGGCAUUCAAUCUCCGCCAACACCAGCCAUUAGUCCAGCGAUGUCUGCAGAUUACAUUCUUUGUGACCAAAAAUCGGCUGUAAGCUCGUUCGGAGGCUCCGAUGAGUCAAUGUCUGCAGCAGCGUCAGCACAAGCCGCCUACGAGACUCCUUUAGAUCUCUCCGAGGAUGGAGCUAUGUCAGCAAAUGGAAGCGUGGACGGUGACAAACGGUGCCGCAAACCUCAUGACAUCCGCAGGGUCUUCCGUCUUCCUCCUCAAAUUGUGCACAUUCCCACAGAUGUUCCAGUACAAACGGAACCGGAAGAUCUCAGUAUGCGGUCACCGCGAUCUCAUCGCGAAUCAGCAUCUCCCAUGUCCUUCCAUCACGAUGAGGACCUUGACGAUUUGGAUGAUGCUGCAACACUCUAUAUGCGUCAGCAACAAAAAUUGUUAGAAGAACAAAUGAAUGACCUCAAGCACAAUGUUCGAAUUGAAUAGUUUCACAUCAGGAGCAAAUGACUCGUUAAUUGUAAAUAAGUUAAAAUUAACCCAAAUACCAAAAUCUAAAAGAAAAUGUUUCGAAAAACAGGAAUUAAUAUAAGUACAACCCUUAAAACCCCACAUUUUUUUUACAUAUUAAAGAAAACUAUUUAUGAAUUAAAUAUAUGUACAAAAUAUAGAUAAGUUACGAAGACGAUGUUUUAACAAAAAGAAGUCCAAGAGUACCCUAAAAACUAAUGAAACACUUGUGCCAUUUUGUUUUUUUACUGUUUUUUUUUUUUUAUUUUAUAUUUUAAUAAAUUUAUCUUUUAAUUAUAAAUAAUACAAAUCGGAAGACAAUUGUACAUACUAAAUCAAACAAAAUUGUAAAUUUAUAGGAAAAUAUUUAUUUCCAAAUUCGAAAAAUUGAACAUAAUUAUUUUUUAAUUUUAACUAACUAUAAACAAUUAUUUUUUAAGAAAUUAAUUUUCUUAAAGAAAGUAAAAAAAAUCAAUCAAAAUUAACUAUAAGUUAUUAAAUUUUAGUUCCGUAAUAGUGAAAAAUUGUUUUAUACUUGAAAAAUCAAAAAUAAAUUGUUUUGUUUUUAGUUAUUUCUUUAUAAAAAUGAAUUUAUAGUUUCAUACAAAACCUUAUGAAUAAAAAGAAUAUUAACCAAAAAUAAUUUUAUUUUGUUUUUAUUUUGUAUUAUUAUGUAUACCAACAACUAUUUUAUGGCACAAGAAUCCACUUUUCUCCUUUCCUCCUAAUUAAAAUGACAAAUCCAGGAAUACCACAAAUACCUCCAACGAAAUAUAAUUCACUUCGCAAGAACUAUAUACAUAUAUGUAGAAAUUAUAUGAAGUCAUAUUUAUACACAAAAAAACUUAUAUAAAUUUAAAAUGUAUACAUAACUUAUAUUUAAUAAAUACAUAAAUAUUUUAUUUUGACAAAGUUUCAUAGAUAUAUAUUUCAGUUUUUGGUUUAAUCCUUUUUUGCGGUUUGUAACGAUAGAUCCUUUCGUUUGCAAUCAUUCAAAGUAUGGUAUACAAGUUCCUCAGAAAAUAGUGAGAGAAAAUAUAAAAUUUGAAAAAAUGAAAAAUCUUUCUUAAUAAAUAAAAAAUCAAUUAAUAUGUAUCUAAACUAUAUAAAAUAAAAUAAAUAUUUAUUAUUAUUAUUUAAUUUAAAGUAAACGUAAGAAAUACAAAUUAAUACUAUACUAUUAAUAAAUUUUUUGUUGACAAUUGGAAUCUAGAGAAAUGGAAAAUAAUAUCCUCAUCUCUUUUACUGUAUUUUAGUUUUUUUGUUUCCCUAAUGUAAAUAAAAUAAACAACUUAAUUAAUGUAUUUCAUUUAAGUGUAACGAUAAAUGU
Eupeodes corollae is the source of this 3567-nucleotide messenger RNA. Its product is annotated as protein krueppel. The transcript has 2 exons. Gene Ontology annotation, biological process: regulation of transcription by RNA polymerase II. Gene Ontology annotation, molecular function: RNA polymerase II cis-regulatory region sequence-specific DNA binding; DNA-binding transcription factor activity. Bases 699 to 2216 code for a protein of 505 amino acids. The record is from RefSeq and is a predicted model, not a curated record. Lineage: Eukaryota; Metazoa; Arthropoda; Insecta; Diptera; Syrphidae.